AUGGUGGCAGUUAAGUCUUUUAUCAAGGUAGAUAAAGAGAGAAUAGAGGAAUUUACGGACGAAGUGAUGAUCCAAUUGAAGAUGAACCACCCUAAUGUUCUCAAGCUCAUGGGUUGCUGCCUCCAGUUGAAUGUUCCAAUGUUGGUGUAUGAAUUUGCUGCCAAAGGGAGCCUCAAAGAUAUUCUCCACGGCGACAAAAAGCAAAAACUCACAGCAGAGAUGCGGUUGGACAUUGCAAUCGGAUCUGCCCAAGGAUUAAGCUAUAUGCACUUUCAAAAAAUACGACAUGGUGAUGUGAAACCAGACAACAUACUUCUCAAUGAGAAGUCGGUACCAAAAAUAUCAGAUUUUGGGCUAUCUAAACUGCUUAAACUAGGGGGUGGAAAUACAGACAAGGUGAUUGGUUGUGAGGGUUACAUGGACCCGGUGUUCAGGAACACCGGUCAAUUAACGCCAAAGAGUGAUGUCUAUAGUUUUGGAGUUGUUCUCCUGGAACUCAUAUCUAGGAAACAAAUAAGGUAUGGUCAAAGCGGUAGUAUUCUCAUUGAAUUCCGCCAUAUCUAUGAGACAGAAAAGAGUGGAAGGUCAAUGUUUGACAAGGAGAUUGUAACUGAAGAAGAUACCAUGAUCCUAGAAGAAAUUGGCAAGCUAGCAAUGAGAUGUUUAAAAGAACGGCUAGAUGCCCGGCCUGAUAUGACAGAAGUAGCAAAACAACUUGUGAAGCUUAGGAAGAACACUGCAAAUGAUGCUGCCAACUUUGAGAUAAGUGGAACUACUAUGCCAGAUUGUCCGUGCCACCCAGUCCAAUCUCAGAGACUUCUAAGCUAA
Triticum urartu is the source of this 828-nucleotide messenger RNA. Lineage: Eukaryota; Viridiplantae; Streptophyta; Magnoliopsida; Poales; Poaceae. The record is from RefSeq and is a predicted model, not a curated record.